This is a messenger RNA of Adineta steineri, 2228 nucleotides long. NCBI's taxonomy places the organism in Eukaryota, Metazoa, Rotifera, Eurotatoria, Adinetida, Adinetidae. The record is from the annotation of a GenBank genome assembly.
UUUUUUUUAUAUGUGUAUAUAAAUAUAUAUAUCAAAAUGUUUAUUCUCCUAUUCUUGAUAUGUAUGUAUGUAUGUGUAUGAGUUUUUUUUUCUAAAAUAAAAAAACGACUUUACUUUUUGUUGUUAUUAUAUUGUCGAGUUGUUCUCUCUCUCUUUGUUUUUUCUUUCCCAUUUGCUCAUUUUUAGUAGAGUUGAUAUGUAUAAAACCUGAACACAUACAUACAGACAUUUUUCUUUUUGUUGUUAUGAUUUUCUUUUCUCUCUUGUUUUUUCAUGGCUUGUUGUUCUUAAAAAAAACACGUUUUUUUCUUUUUUUCUUCAACUUCUUCUUCUUCUUCUGUAUUGUUUGUCUAUUCAACAUUUAAAUAAAAGAAAUUUUCGUAUUUUAACUGACAACUUAAUAUAGAUUUAAUUAAUGAUAGAUGCAUCUUUAAAAUCAACACUAUUAGUUUACAUACGAUAUACCUCCUGAUAAAUGAACAGAGUAGAGAUCAACUGAAUAUUUUUUGUCGUCGUCCAAAUGAUUAAAAUAUUUUCCAGAUUUCUACAGACAAAUGCAUUAUUUAGCUUGUUUUAUUUUAAAUUAACAUAUGAAAACCAUGAAGAGAAAAGGCCUGAUUAACCCUUUAAGUACCAGCGUGUCGUAGGGGGUACGGGUAUUGAUCGAAAAUGACUUCGAAAGUUUUUUAAAAAGUUUCAAUGAAAAUAUUCACGACAUACAAUAGACAUGUUAGAAAUAAAGUCCUAACAAAGUUUCAUCCAUUGGCUGAGCCAUGGUACUUAAAGGGCUAAUACACCUUCAAAUUAUGAGAGAUACAUUUAACUUCUUCACUGUAAGAGAUAUUGAUAAUUGAUCUGUAUGUAUACGGUGAUAAAAAUAUUUGAAUUGCUCUCAACAAUUUAUAUUGCAUGGUAACAUAUAUUAUUAUUACAAUAUCGUGAAAUCUUUUUAUAUUAAUUGUUUAUACAAUAAAAAGAAAAAUUUCUGAAUUUUUUCUAUCUAUUUUUUAUGUUGUAUUGAUAACCAUAUUUUAGCAUUAAUACUAUUAUGAGAAUAACAACCGCUACUAAACAGAACUGGUAAAAUUAUUCUGACCACCGACAGAUACUCUAUCACCCACAUAGAAACGUAGGAUGGAAUAAUAAAUCGUCGUUAUCCUUUUCUUAUUUUUGUUCUUUUCUUCUAUGUAUAUAUAUGUGCUCAUCUCCUUCGCAAAUAUUGGUCGAGCAUUACUCGUCGCUCGAUAUAGAACAGUAGUGUUCUUUUAGAAUAAAUCCGUCGAUAUAUAUAUAUACAUAUUACUCGGUUGCGGGAUGUAAGAAAUAUUUCUCUUGAUAUUUUUUUUGUAUAUCCUAUAUGGGUUAUCCAGAAGAAAAGAGAAAAAAAAGAGAUCUGAUUGCAUCUUUUCUUGUAUGUAUAAGGGUAGAAAAUAACUACAUUUAUAUUCUUUUAUCUGCGUAUACCAACCAUUCUUUUCUCGUCUCAACAGUAGAACUUUGACGCUAUGGCAAGUGGUUCAGCAUUUAGUAAUGUACUUAAAGCAAAGGAAGAUUUACAAAAAUCUCCUGAACAAUUAGAACAAGAAAAACGUUCGAUUAUCGCUCAACGUGUACCAUCAUUAAACAUUGAUGGCAAAUCGAAAGAAGCUCUUGUCGAACAGGCAAAACAAUUACAUAAUCUUCUUCAUCAAUUACAUGGUUCAAUCUAUGAAUUAACUGAACGUUUCGAACGACAAAAAUAUGAUAUGGUUGAAUUAACUGAACGUGCUCGUCAAAUCGAGAAAGGAAAAGCUAAAACACGUAAAUCAAAUAUUGUUCACACUGGUCUUGGUGGUGGCAUAUUUACUGGUGUUAAUGAUAUUACAGCAAAAGCACCGCAAAAAGUAUCACUUUUUAGUCGUUACGAACGUGUUACCGAUCGUCGUACAUAUAAGGAUCGUCGUGAUGUAUGGAGUUCAGAAAAGAAAAAAUCAGACUUUGUUGCUGAACGUCCAAAAGCUAAAAUACGACAUAAUACACCACCACCUGAAGAAAAUCCAUUUCAUAAAAAUAAAGCUGGUGGUGCUACUCAAGCUUCUAAAUCGGAUGAUAAUCGUCAACAAAAACAUCAUGACGAAGAAGAAGAAGAAUUAACCGCUCCACCUCCUGAAGAAGAAGAAGCCCCAGCUGAAGAAGCACCUGCUGAAGAAGAACCAGCAGCUGAAGAAGAGGAAGAAGAAGAAGAAUAA